GGCGGCGCUGCGAGUGCCUGAGCGAGGAGCGGCGAGCAGCUGUGCUGCCCUGCAUCCCUCCCCACGCCGCCGCCCGAGCAGCAGCCCCGAGACGCUCGUGCCCCCGCCUCCAAACAUGGAUUUAUUCUUCCUGAGGUUCCUCGCGGUGGCCUGGCUUCCCCUGGAGGCUGCGGCGGAGUUUGACGGAAGGUGGCCCAGACAAAUAGUCUCCUCUAUGGGAUUGUGUCGGUUUGGAAGUAGAGUUGAUUGCUGCUGGGGCUGGGCCCGUCAGUCAUGGGGGCAAUGCCAACCUUUCUACGUCUUAAGGCAGAGAAUAGCCAGAAUAAGGUGCCAGCUCAAAGCUAUAUGUCAGCCUAGAUGCAAACAUGGUGAAUGUAUUGGACCAAACAAAUGCAAAUGUCUCCCAGGGUAUACUGGAAAAACCUGCAACCAAGCUGAGCACCUGUAUACAAGCCCAACUGAUCGGCACAGUGAACCACCUCUAUUUCGCCCCCUGGAUCAUCAUGCAACAAAUGUGCCUUCAAGGGAUCUAAACGAGUGUGGAUUAAAGCCUCGGCCAUGCAAACAUCGAUGCAUGAAUACCUACGGUAGCUACAAAUGCUACUGUCUGAAUGGAUACAUGCUUAUGCCAGAUGGAUCAUGUUCUAAUGCUCUUUCUUGUUCAAUGGCAAACUGCCAGUACGGCUGUGAUGUCGUGAAAGGAGAGGUACGCUGCCACUGUCCUUCUCCAGGCUUGCAGCUAGGGCCUGAUGGUAGAACCUGCAUAGACGUUGAUGAAUGUGCGACUGGGAGAGUUGUCUGUCCCAGAUUUAGGAAAUGUGUUAAUACUUUUGGAAGCUAUAUCUGCAAGUGUCAUAAAGGCUUCGACCUGAUGUACAUUGGAGGCAAAUACCAAUGCCACGAUAUAGAUGAAUGCUCAAUUGGCCAGUAUCAGUGUGGCAGCUUUUCACGAUGUUACAAUACCCAGGGAACCUACAAGUGUAAAUGUAAAGAAGGAUACAGAGGCGAUGGAAUAAACUGCCUGCCUAUUCCUAAAGUUAUGAUUGAACCAUCUCGUCCAAAUAAUAUAUUCAAGGGCAAUACUACACUACCGAAGGGCAGCAGCGGUAUGACCAAUAGGAUUCCUGACAUCGGAGGUACAAGACAGCCCCUGAGACCACCACAUAUACCAGCUGUUAUUACAGUAAGGCCUGCACCCAAGCCAACAGUACAACCUACACCAAAACCAACAAUAUGGCGUACACCCAAGCCAACUACUAGGUUUGUACUAAAACCGAUGACAACAAGACCACCACUGAAGCCAGCAACAAGGCCUCCAACACCUCCACAACCUACAACAUCAAAACCUACACCAACAGCAAGAUCCCCACAGUUAACAACUAAAGAUUCUUCUCUUGUUCCCACUGAAACUACCUCUCCCCAAGGAUUUACAGUUGACAACAGAAUACAAAUAGAACCUCAGAAACCACGAGGGGAUGUGUUUAUUCCACGACAGCCUGGAGUGAGCAAUAAUCUGUUUGAAAUAUUUGAAAUUGAAAGAGGGAUUAGUGCAGAUGAGGAUGAAGCAAAUGAUGAUCCAGGUAUCCUGGUGCACAGCUGUAACUUCGAUCGUGGUCUGUGUGGAUGGAUCAGAGAUAAAGAUGAUGAUUUGCACUGGGAACCACUUAGAGAUCCAUCAGGUGGACAGUAUGUGACUAUCUCUGAACCCAAAGGCAAAGAGGGAAAAGUGGCACGUCUGGUCGUGCCACUUGGCCAGUUAGCUCAUUCAGGGGACUUGUGUCUGUCCUUUAGGCAUAAGGUAUCUGGACUACAUUCUGGUCUACUCCAAGUGUUUUUAAGAAAAAAUGGUGCUCAUGGACCAGCAGUUUGGGGAAGAAAUGGUGGCCAUGGCUGGAGACAAACGCAAAUAACUUUGCAGGACUCAGGCAUCAAAAGUGUUAUUUUCAAAGGUGAAAAAGGGAAAGGCAGAACCGGGGACAUUGGAUUAGAUGAUGUGAGCUUGAGGAAAGGCCGCUGCUCUGAAGAACAUUAGCAACACCACUAGACUGGCAAAGAAUAUAUACAAUUUCUCUGUCCUUUUAAUCCUAUUCCUAUCAAGUUAAAAGAAACCUGUGGGCCAAAGUGGAAAAUAUGGACAGUGAUCACCUCAUUAGCCCAGUGAAACUCUACUUAAAAUAAUGCAAAUCGUCUGUAAGGAUGCAAACUUCAAGCCAAUAUUGGGUGUUUUUACUAUUAUUCCUUGUCCACAUACUUUGUGUGUGAUAAAGGUAUCUUGUACCAUGCCUGAAAAAUGCUCAUAUUAAAUGGGGAUGGAGGGGAUGGGAGAGCAAGUGUGGCUAAAUGUCAUCAGAAGAGAUCUCCAGCUCACAGUGGUAGUAUUAACGGUUGUUGUGUGUUUUGCCAUAGUGGUACCAUUACACUGAUGAUGAUGAUAUGCUGUGCGAUUUGUUUGACUUCAUAAUUUGAAGUUAACUGAGGCCUGGACCUGAACUUUGGCUAUUUUACUGCCAUUGACUUUUAAAGAAUGGCGUGUUACAUAUCAAAUAGCAUUUAUUCUGAUGUAUCUAUAGUAACAAAAGGCAGUUAUGUAGAGUAGGUGCUGCAUCCCUUAAUAUUGCUAGUACUGUGUUGUGUAAAUGUGUGUGGUUACUAAUGUAUUUAUGUUUCUUAUAUUUAGAUUCCAGUUGCAAGGUAAAUGGCAGCUGUGCUUUCAAGCUAAAAUACAGUAUAUGAGCUCGGUGUGUUCUUUGACCCUGUGCUGGUGACCACUGAUAAAUUAGCAGUGUCCUGACAUUUUCUAUCUUUUGGCCCUAAAUACUAGUGAUUUUUUUCAUGAGGUUAUGAUUGAAAACAAAGGGCCAGAUCCUCAGCUGGUGUAGUGGUGUGUAACUCAAUGGUUUGCCAUAGUCCUAAAUUAGUUUAUACCAGCUGAUUAGCAAGAUGCUGCCUACUAACAACUCCCAUUGAUCUCUCUGGGAGUGUAGGAUGCUGAGCACUGCCAAGGAGGUGCUUUUGCAUUCUGCAGCAUUGAACUUGUUGAAGUCAGUGGCAGUUUUGCAAUUGACAAUAGGAUGGGCCACACUCCCUGCUGGUAGUAAUUAUUACAACCCAUCUCAGCAGUACAAGUGAGUCAGUUGCUCUAAUGCAUUGAAAUAUAACUGACCACUGAAUCUUGCAUCUGUACAAGGUCCUUGCCAGACUGCUCAGAAAACUACAACAACAACAUUUAGAGCUAAAAUGUUAGUUCUAGAUGGAAUUAGUAUUUGUCAGACUAUUGGGCUUUUUCUUUUAGUCAUCCAUUUUGGAUGUGGUAAAUGUACAACUCCAUGGAGAAAUGUUGAAUUUCUCCACUUGGCUUGUCUAGCCUUUUUUAAAUGAAAAAGCUUUAAUAUUAGCAUUGAGAUCAGUUUUAAAUUUGACAAAUUUAUAUUUAUAUUAGAAGCAAACUAAUAGAUUGUUGUUCUAGGGAGACAACCUUAAAAUUUCAAAUAAGGUACAGCCAGACGACAAAAAGCUUUAUGACCUUAUUUUAAAAUAAUUAAAUGUAAAUUACUAAUGUAAGAGCAAUGUAUCAUUAUGUACGAUCUUAUAAAAGUUAUUUCUGGUUUCAACAAAAACCUGUGUCUAGUCCUGCACACCCUGUCCUUAAGGAUGACAUUGCAAGACAUCAAAUCCUUAUUUCAAACUCUUAUUAGGAGUUCUUGACUUAGUGAAUCUACCAUGUUUUUGGAUUUAGUAGCUCAUCCUAAAAGGAUUAAAACAUACUUUGCACUAAGAUAUGUUUUAACUGUCUUACCAAAUCAUGUUACAGCCUGUCGAGGUUCUAGUCCAUCUACAGAAGAAAGGCCCACCCAGGUUUUAAUCAUUCUGCCGUUAGGACUGGGCAUAUGGAAGUUUUGUUAGGGCAGAAAUAAUGCACUGACCUGUAAGAUACCAUCUGCACUGUCAACAUUAAUCAAGAUCCAGAGAUCCCAACUCCUCCUAUUGAUGCAUUUCAUAAGUAGUAAAUGGACCACCGUUCAUCAGUAUUGCAGUAUACAACAAUAUUAUGCCACUGUAUAUGCUUGAAUGGGUUAAACAAAUCCUUACAUUUAAACAAACAUUAUAGCAAGAAGCAAAAUACUACUAUAAACAGCUACAUUUUCACUUUGUUGGUGUACAGCAUGUAAUGGCUCAGCUUCCAAACCACCUCUAGUCAAAGAUUGCCCCUGGAUAGUUCAUCACUUACCUCUAAAGAUUACUCUGCCUGAUUUGAUUGAUGGAGUCUAUUGAAGAGUCACCAGCCCCCUGCAAAAGGUUUAAAAAAAAGUAUUUUAGGUGACUGUGAGCUUGUUCAGUCCACUUCCAUUUUGGGAGAGGAGACAAUAAUUUAACUUGCUGGGUCAUCUUUUCCCCUUUUUGCAUGAUUCUUACUCCUCCUGCCAAAGUCCCUGAUCUUGCAAUGAGCUCUAUGCAAGCUCACCCCCUGAAUCCAUGCAGAGUGUCACCAACGUGAGUGGGAGUUAGCAAGGACAGAGGGGUCUACCCACAUGGAGUUCAUUAAUUGGGGAUGUAACUAGUAGAGACUACCAUUUCCCAUACAUUCCAGACACAAUUUUGGGUGUGCAGAUGACUAUGUAAGAUCUGAAUAUAGCCUUAAGACAUUGUUUAUAGCUACCCAUUUCCUUUAUUGUUCAAUAAUUGCAUAGCUGGUUCUAAAGAAAAUCCUCCUGAAAAAUCCAUUCUAAGUGUCAAUGAGAAGAUAUUGCGCUAAACUCUAAUGGAAACAGUUAUCAAACGUACUGUAUAUCAUCUUAACUGGCUUAUAAUUUAAGUUUUUGAAGAAAUGUUAACUUUCCUCCCAAACUGACUGAAAAUAAAAAGUAUCUUUGUAAA
Molecule: messenger RNA, 4875 nt
Organism: Mauremys mutica (yellowpond turtle)
Lineage: Eukaryota; Metazoa; Chordata; Testudines; Geoemydidae
Gene: NPNT
Product: nephronectin
Exons: 14
Coding region: 116-2032 (638 amino acids)
Cellular component (GO): membrane
Molecular function (GO): calcium ion binding
Source: RefSeq, a predicted model, not a curated record